Molecule: messenger RNA, 3817 nt
Organism: Syngnathus acus (greater pipefish)
Lineage: Eukaryota; Metazoa; Chordata; Actinopteri; Syngnathiformes; Syngnathidae
Product: solute carrier family 35 member E2A-like
Exons: 9
Coding region: 417-1589 (390 amino acids)
Cellular component (GO): Golgi apparatus
Molecular function (GO): antiporter activity
Source: RefSeq, a predicted model, not a curated record
ACACUGUUAUCCGCCACGUCCAAAAGUCAAGCGCGCUGAUAAGAGUCUCUGUGACACAUUACAAAAUGUUUGCCUGCAGUGAGUGUUGCUUCACAUUCACACUAUUACCUUGAACGCAUUUCAUAUCCGCACCUUUGAGCCCUACGAGCAAGACGCUCGUUAAUGUCAACGUGCAACUUCCUGCUUGGAUUGCCCUUUGUAUUGUGCUUUUGGGCCAUCGGGUGAAAACAAUAACGGAGUGGUUGGUGUGCAUGGUGCUGCAGGCAUCGAGGCCAGAAUGUCUUCAAUGCAAGAUGAAGCACAGAACAUGACGUGACUGAUCGGAAGAUGCCUUAGUCAUACAGUCAUUAUUUCAGAACAUUCAUCUCCCGGUUCCCAGCCCCUCCCAUCCUGAGGGGGCCUGGGCAACAGGGGCGAUGCUGGGCACCAGGCAGAAAAGCAGCAGGCAAUCACUGUGGCGCUUUCUGUUCCCGCUUCACAUUCGUCAGGAGCGAGUUGUGUUGGCCCGCAGUGAGAGCCUACCCAGUGACCAGGUGCUGAAGGUCAUCGUCACGGAGACCACGGUGAUCAAGGCCGGCUCGGGGGCCUUUAACCGUCGCUCACUCACCUACCUGGCCCUCUGGUACUUCUUCAGCUUCUGCAACCUCUUCCUCAACAAAUACAUCCUCUCCCUGCUGGAGGGGCAGCCGAGCAUGCUGGGUGCGGUUCAAAUGCUCUCCACCACCAUCAUUGGCUUCCUGAAGAUGUUUGUGCCCUGCUGCCUGUACCAGCACAAGGCCAGGAAUGAAUACCCUCCUAACUUCGUCAUGAUCAUGCUCUUCGUUGGAUUGAUGAGGUUCACUACUGUAGUCUUGGGCUUGGUCAGCCUGAAGAAUGUGGCUGUAUCUUUUGCAGAGACAGUGAAAAGCUCUGCACCCAUUUUUACUGUCAUCAUGUCCAGGUUGAUUCUUGGAGAGUACACAGGCUUGUGGGUGAACCUCUCCCUGUUUCCCGUCAUGGCGGGACUGGCGCUCUGCACGGCCACAGAACUCAGCUUCAACUUGCUCGGCUUCUCCGCCGCACUCUCCACCAACAUCAUGGACUGUUUACAGAAUGUCUUCUCCAAGAAACUACUCAGUGGUGACACUUACAAAUUCAGCCCUCCAGAAUUGCAGUUUUACACCAGUGCGGCAGCAAUCAUCAUGCUCAUCCCGGCCUGGAUUUUCCUCUUGGAAACGCCAGUAACUGAAACGAGUGGACAAACCUUCACCUUCAGUCGGGAGAUCAUCAUGUUGCUGCUCUUCAAUGGCGGCAUGUUUCACCUGCAGAGUGUCACUGCCUACGCUCUUAUGGGACGCAUUUCUCCGGUUACUUUCAGCGUCGCAAGUACCGUGAAGCACGCCGUGUCUGUGUGGCUGAGCGUCAUCGUGUUCAGCAAUCAGAUCACCAUGCUCAGCGCCACCGGCACCGUCCUCGUGUUUGUGGGGGUUUUCCUAUACAACAAAGCCAGGCAGGCCCAGCGGCACCACUUGCAGGCCAUGGCUGCUCAGCAGACUCACAAACUACCACCACAGAAUCAGAAAAUCCAACAAGGACCACAGCCUCACUAAAGUCUUCACAUUUGAACACUUGCUCAAUCAUGGCUUAAAAUCAUCGGCUGGAUGCUUUUGUUGCCACACACACAUUCGAGUAAUGGAGGACAAUAAUACGAAUAAUACUUUUCAGGUGUGUUCAAGUCGAGAAAGAAACUGUUGUUUGAAAGGUAAAAGAAAGCCUUUACUACUCCUGUGGAACAUUUAUUGGCGGUUAGCAACACUCAAGCAUUUGACAAAAUGAGAAGCUCAGGGUGUCCUUCAGCUUUUUGGGAGGAAGUAAGCUCCUUGUAAGCAUUUUUUUUGUCUUACAUCUCGAUUCCAGACUGUGCUCGCAAAUCUCAUCUGUUCAAGCGGCUGUAAAUGUACGCCAGAGCUUUGACAGGAGCACAUAGGCUUAGCAACACUGUGCGAUCAGGCUCCGAAGGAUUCUCCGGCCAAAUUAUAGGUUUAGCCAACUUGACGCAUUUUUUAGCUGCGUCUUAAAAAUAUGAUGGACAAAUUACUGCAUUCCGGGAAUGCUCGUCCUCAGUCGUGAUCAAACUCAUUCCCAGUGCAUGCUGUGAUUGAAGCACCUCAGAGACGUAAAACAGCUUAAAGAUGCUGAAUGAUUCAAUGUAUUUACAUAGCCUCCCCAGUUUUUAAAAAGCUGUGGUCAAAGCACGCCAAAAUCUUCCCGCAAGACAUUUUACUUUUGUCUCAUGCAUCAAAGUACACAAUAGUUUAGCAAAAGUAGCUGAAAACCAGGCCAUUGAACUUGCUAGGAUUUACUAUAUUAAACUUGUCUUGAAUGAAGGAAGGUAGCUCUCAAUCUGCAGCUGGAAUGUCUGUCAGAAUUGUUCGUUUUUCGUCUGUGAUCUUAAAUUUCACUGAUCUUGGAUAGACCAUUUCUGAAUUUGUUCAUCCCAAAGUUGUUGGAUAGCAAAACUACCUGCCCCCGCCUCUCGCUCAAAGUUAAAGCUAACCUGCAAUAAUAGCGAUAAGCUCUAAAGAAACUAAAUAGAUGCGUCCCCAAAGCAUAUCUACAUACUACCUGUAUUUCCGUACCAAAUUCACCCCUACAAUGCCUUUAUAAACGUCACUACUUGAGUCACAUUGGACCAGAAAAUGGCUUUCUUUAUUAAGCUGUUCUCACUCAGUUGAAAGCAUGCAAGUGUGCAAAAGGUCAACUCCGUGCUAAUACUCAAAUUGUAAUCACGAGUGCAUGUAAGUUGAGGUAAGGUGAUUGAAAGAAUUGCACAUGUCAGAGAGCCAUCAAGCGGGAAAGAUACAUGUACAUCUAAUGGCUUGGUUUUUCCCUUUCAGAAAUGCAUCAUCGUCACAUUGGCCUCUAUUUAAAGCAUUACCAAGGUUGACUCUCACAAUUGUCUUUUCUCAUUCUUUGAGUGCUGCCCCAAAAAUGUAAUGUCUCUGAGAGGUAAUUGUUUGUUUUACAUUUCCGUGUUGCAGUGCCUCAGCAAGCAGAAUUUCUUUUUUACUACUUGUAUUUUUUUUUUUAAGACUACACAUUUGUCUGUUUCAAUUAAAUUCCUUCUCAGGUGUCCCCCCUACCCCGACCCAAAUAAGCCUGGAACAAUUUUAAUCUUAAAUGGUGCUUGGAAGCAAAUGCUCUAAAUGUGGUGUUUUCAUGUCAAUUCUUAAAGCUUCAGAAAUGGCAAUUGUUGCGUGUGUUUAUCUGGAUCUGUGGAAAUCAGACAGGGAGGAGGCGUAGGACUCUGGGCCAAAAGGUGUGUUUAAAGUGCCGAUUCAGUGCGCUAAAAUUCACAUCAGUUGGCACACGUAAGUGGAGUCUGUUUAAAAAAAAAAAGAAAAAGUCAGGUAACACUUUUUACUUUAUGGUGCAUCAAGUGUAUCUAAAUGCUUUUGAUCUAUAUGGGCAUGUGGGUGCUAACGACUCAUUAGACAAUGCAGGCCUUUAAAGUUCGCCUAUUUAUCAAAAAUUGUCAACAAAAUUGUCAACUCUUUUACUCAAAUCACAUGGCUUGUUUGGGAAAAUGUGUGCAAAGUUUUAGUCUGCCUCUUGGAGGCUGCAGGUGUGCUCAAUAUUUUGUUGGCAUACGUCUUAUCGUCUCCGACAUGGCCACUUGUCGUUCUCCAUUCAAGGGCGCCUUAGAUAAAUGUCAGCAUUGUUAAUUCUUUGCACACCAGACUACCAUAACACGGUACUCACGACAGAAGGUUAAAGGGUUAAGCUGAGCCCAACAUUGGCACUUAUAUGAUAGGAUGGUAACAAAAAAUUCUAGCAA